Messenger RNA from Toxorhynchites rutilus septentrionalis, 1897 nucleotides. It is a transcript of the gene nAChRbeta2, whose product is annotated as acetylcholine receptor subunit beta-like 2. The record is from RefSeq and is a predicted model, not a curated record. Gene Ontology annotation, molecular function: transmembrane signaling receptor activity; acetylcholine-gated monoatomic cation-selective channel activity. The coding region runs from base 126 to 1679 and encodes 517 amino acids. Gene Ontology annotation, cellular component: postsynaptic membrane; synapse; neuron projection. Lineage: Eukaryota; Metazoa; Arthropoda; Insecta; Diptera; Culicidae. Gene Ontology annotation, biological process: monoatomic ion transmembrane transport; nervous system process; signal transduction. The transcript has 9 exons.
UUACAUAUUCACUUUCUGCAGAUCCCUUUUAGGGAGUGGAUCGUUUCUUUUGAAAAACCUUAAUUUUUCAUCUCAAAACUUAAAAACUUGUUCACUAACAAAGCAAUUAUUACCAGAAAGUUACAAUGAAGUCACUUCUACUACUUUUAGUGGCUAUAAGUUGUGCUCAAGCUUCUGUCGUACACAUCGAGGCGAAUCCUGAUGCUAAAAGGUUGUAUGACGAUUUGUUAAGCAACUAUAAUCGUUUGAUACGACCCGUUGUGAAUAACACCGAAACACUAACAGUAUGGUUAGGGCUAAAGUUAUCCCAAUUGAUUGAGGUCAGCUUACGAAACCAGGUUAUGACCACCAAUCUUUGGGUGAAACAAAAAUGGUUCGAUUACAAACUCAAAUGGGAUCCUGAAGAGUAUGGUGGUGUGGAAAUGUUAUAUGUACCCUCGGAGCAAAUCUGGUUACCUGAUAUAGUGUUGUACAAUAACUGGGACGGCAAUUACGAGGUAACGCUGAUGACGAAAGCUACACUGAAAUAUACUGGGGAGGUAUUCUGGGAACCACCAGCUAUCUAUAAAUCGUCUUGUGAGAUGAAUGUGGAGUACUUCCCGUAUGACGAACAGACAUGUUUGAUGAAAUUUGGUUCCUGGACAUAUAACGGCGCCCAGGUGGAGUUGCGACAUCUGGAUCAGGUUCCUGGCAGCAACUUAGUUCAGAUAGGAAUAGAUCUUAGCGAAUUUUACCUGUCUGUGGAAUGGGAUAUACUUGAAGUUCCCGCUAGUCGCAAUGAGGAAUAUUAUCCAUGUUGUCCUGAACCAUUCUCCGAUAUUACUUUCAAACUGACAAUGAGACGAAAAACUUUGUUUUAUACUGUAAACCUAAUAAUCCCGUGCGUUGGUAUUACAUUUUUAACCGUCUUGGUGUUCUAUUUGCCAAGUGACUCCGGAGAAAAGGUAACGCUGUGUAUUUCAAUUCUGGUGUCCCUAACGGUGUUCUUUUUGCUGUUGGCUGAAAUCAUUCCCCCUACUUCGCUGGCCGUACCGCUUCUAGGGAAAUAUCUACUGUUCACAAUGAUCUUGGUCUCAUUAUCCGUAUGGACGACCGUUUGUGUGUUGAAUGUCUGGUACAGGAGUACUUCGACGCACAAAAUGUCCCCAAUUGUAAAGCGUCUGUUUUUGGAAAUUAUGCCGAAAAUAUUAAUGAUGCGCCGGGCGAAGUAUACAUUACCGGACUACGAUGAUUCGACGCCGAGCAACGGAUACACGAAUGAGAUAGAAAUGAGUGUCAGUGAUUUUCCGGGCGAGUUCAAAGAAGGCGGCGACAGCUUUGAAAACAUUGGGGUGAAUCUUCCACAUGGUUCAGUCGACCAAGAUAACAUGAUACCGAAGCAACUGUCGCCGGAGGUGCUUUCCGCGAUACAGGCCGUGAGAUUUAUUGCUCAACAUAUUAAGGACGCUGAUAAGGAUAAUGAGAUUGUCGAAGAUUGGAAAUUCGUAUCGAUGGUGUUGGAUCGAUUUUUCCUGUGGGUAUUCACGAUUUCCUGCAUUUUCGGUACGUUCGGAAUUAUCUGUCAAAGUCCAUCGCUGUAUGAUACUCGUUCCCCGGUCGAUCAGCAGUUGAGUGAAAUCCCUCUCCGGAAGAAUAACUUUAUGCUGCCACCGGACAUAGUGCGUAUCACAUUGAACUAAAGUUUUUUGAAUCGAAUCAUUGUUUGGAUAUUACAUAAAGUAUUUUCACUCAGACGAAUCACAUUAUCUAAACAUUAUAAUGAUUACAUACAGAAAUAAGCAUCUUAGAAUAAUUACUAAAAUUGGAUAUUUCAAGAGAAUGCCGACCCCAAUAAAUAUUUGUAUCACGUUAUUUUAGCUGUAAGAUGUUGCAAUAAACUUAUCGUACUAUUUCCAGA